CAAGAAAAUGCAUUACAGAAGUUAUGUGAUUCUUUUAAAUGCUCUAUGUUUAAGCUGCUACGGAGUUGGGGGCCAACAUAAAAAUAAUUUUAGUCUGACAAAUGUUGAAACUCCAUUAUCCAAUAGUUUUCAAGAUAGCCCCACGCGUUCUAUGAAUUGUUUCGACUACUAUAUGUCAACAAUGAAAGAAAUCUCGGAACGCUUCGAAGACAGCUGUGAAGUUUGCAUGGACAACGCCAAAAGUGGAUAUGAGCAAGUUGAAAAAGAAUCUUUGGAACAACGGCAAAAUUUAGCGGGAAGAGUAUCCAACUCCUGCAAUUCAAUAGAUACUUGCGAUAGUAAAGAAUCAGGUUGUUCAGCUUUCGAUUGUUAUGCCAAAGAGGGUUUUACAAAUGCCAAAGAUUUUUAUAAGCUUUCAUCAGAUGCUUCCAUAUAUUUGGCCGACAUGAAAAGCGAAUUUCGUAGAAUUGAUAGGCAACAACAGACAUGUAUUUCUAAGGCUCAGAGAGUUUUCAACGAAGAAUCUGAUGAGGCAAUGGACGACCUGAGUAAAUGUUUAAAGGGGACAUCACCGUAUCCAGUACCCUCUCCUUCCGCUGCAGCCCCACUGCAUCAUCAUAAAGUGUUAUAA
Molecule: messenger RNA, 631 nt
Organism: Calliphora vicina (urban bluebottle blowfly)
Lineage: Eukaryota; Metazoa; Arthropoda; Insecta; Diptera; Calliphoridae
Exons: 2
Coding region: 8-631 (207 amino acids)
Source: RefSeq, a predicted model, not a curated record